Messenger RNA from Aspergillus nomiae NRRL 13137, 2745 nucleotides. Its product is annotated as serine/threonine-protein kinase. The record is from RefSeq and is a predicted model, not a curated record. Gene Ontology annotation, biological process: peptidyl-serine phosphorylation; intracellular signal transduction. Gene Ontology annotation, molecular function: protein serine/threonine kinase activity; ATP binding. The coding region runs from base 1 to 2745 and encodes 914 amino acids. Lineage: Eukaryota; Fungi; Ascomycota; Eurotiomycetes; Eurotiales; Aspergillaceae. The transcript has 4 exons.
AUGUCAGAGUCAGCUUCUGAUGCCUCCGCGGCUCAGCAGGCCAGAAGAGAUAGAAUCCGAGUUCGUAUCGGGAGAAGAAGUUCGCGGUUAAUAUCUUUACUCGGUUUCCGAAGCUCUCCUAACGGUCCUACGCCGAGCGCUAUUGAGCCAGGCCGCCCUUCACACACACAAAGUUAUCCUCAGGGAACGCAGUCAUUUCAGUCUCUGUACACACAGCGUACACAGGCUUCUCGGAAUGCAGAUGCUAGAGAGGUCGAAACUGCCCAUGCCCAUCCCCCUUCUUCCGCGAAUCUCCACCGUCGCAGUUCCAGUGUAUUGUUUAUAUCAGUCGGUCAUUCCAAUAGGCAAAGAGAAACACAUAAAGGUAAAACAGAGCCUACAGGGCCUAAAUGUCUUGUGCCACAGAGGAGUCGGUCCACGCCAGCCGCAUUCACCCACCUCGUGUCGCGCAAACUAUCAACUACUUUUGGAAACCCAACGGUUAUUCGUCGUUCACGUCUACGUCAACGACCAAGCGUCCGUAUUGUUGAAUUCCCGGUUGUUUCCAUCCCCAACCUCAAUAAUCAAGGUGAUAGUGCUAAUGAUAGCUCCGAUCCUUCGAGCUCACCUACCGGUAGCGGCUCUCCAUUAAGGGCCAAAUCAACGCCUCCAACCUCGGCAGAGCCAUCUAUCUUCCACGAAAGAGCAGAGCACUAUCAUGACGAUACGGUUGGAUGGAAGCCGACGUUAGGCACACCAAAUCCUGUCACAGGUAGAAAGCUUACUCCAAUCGAGGAGUCUCCCGGCGUGUCACCAACGGUCCGUACUGUUGAAGCUGCUGCGAAUGCUAAGGUCUUCUUCGAAACCUACUUCAGGUCUAUCUAUUCUGAAAUCAACCAACGCUCACAGCGACAGCGAGAACUCGAGCAAUACAUACAUUCACUACCUCUGACACUGGAGGAGAAGAGCCGAGUAUGGCAGAACUGGAUUGUCCAGGAACAAGAAUAUCUUCGCCAAUGCCGAGUGCUCAAGUCGCGCUUCCAUAGUGCUUGCCAUGGAGAGACUGUAUCAGUUGCCGGAUUUGAAGUUCUCAAAGAACUGGGUAGAGGGAGCUUCGGUGUUGUUCGCUUAGUUAGGGAGAACAAAACAGGCGACACUCCUCCUGUGCCGACACGCCAUCGCUCUAAGCCUACCGAUUCUAGGGCAGCCAGAGGGCGCGAGAAUCAUCGUCGGAAAGUUAUGGCUGGAGAGAAGAAGGACGUCUUUGCCAUGAAGGUCAUCCGAAAGUCAGCGAUGAUACGCAAUAGUCAAGAGGGCCACCUGCGCGCUGAGCGGGAUUUUCUCGUGGCGUCCGCAAAGUCUCGCUGGAUCGUCCCUUUGAUCGCAAGUUUCCAGGAUAUCAAUUAUCUAUACCUCAUCAUGGACUACAUGGUUGGUGGUGACUUCUUGGGUCUGUUAAUGCGGCGAUGCAUUUUACCUGAAGAUAUCGCCAAAUGGUACGUUGCAGAGAUGGUACUGUGUAUUGAGGAGGCACAUCGACUUUGCUGGAUUCAUCGGGAUGUCAAACCAGAUAACUUCCUAAUAUCCGCCUCAGGACAUUUGAAAAUCUCAGACUUUGGUCUGGCCUUUGAUGGCCACUGGGCCCAUGACCAAGUUUACUAUAACGAUCACCGGUACUCUUUAGUUAAGAGGCUAGGAAUUCAAGUUGAUGGCGAUGUUGAGGACCAGAAAGAGGAACGAACAAGAAAAGCCCAACAAGGCCCGUUAAACAAUAUCGACGACACAGGUACCUUCAUGCCCCCUUCGGUAAAUCUUCUUGAAUGGCGGGAUAAACAUCAGAUGCGAAGGCUGGCAAGGAGUGUAGUCGGUACUAGUCAAUACAUGGCCCCUGAAGUCAUUCGGGGAAGUUUGUAUGAUGGCAGGUGUGACUGGUGGAGUGUUGGGAUUAUCCUUUAUGAAUGUUUGUACGGCUUUACACCGUUUGCUGCAAAAGAUCGAGAAACGACGAAAUGGAAGAUUCACCAUCACCACCAAACAUUACAUUUCCCGGGAGAGUGGGAUACGGACAGGAUUGUCUCACCGGAGGCAAGUGAUUUCAUGAACCGCUUACUCCAGGAGAAAGAGUAUCGGCUCUCUUGUGAUGCGUACCGCCAAAAUGAUGUUUUGAAUUCUCGAUCAACAGCAAGACAUCUCUUGUCCAGUAUUGACCCCCAGAGCCGAAGUUAUCGAAACUUCUAUGUGUACCCUAACGAUGCAGCCGAUAUUAAAGCCCAUCCAUUCUUUCGCGGCAUCAAAUGGGAACAGCUCCAUCAGUCCAGUCCGCCCUUUGUCCCAAAAGUUAAAGGCUGGGAAGAUACGAGGUAUUUUGAAGAUGCUGGAAGCGUGGUCGACAAUGACGACAUUUCGAUCACCACGGAUGCCCAAGGUUCCAGCGAUGGGGCAGACGAUACAGGACAUAAACUAAAGCUCAUGCAGAAUCAGGCAGAGUCACGGCAAAGGCAAAAGGGGCCUGUCCCCAACGAGAACACUUCCAUUGUUAAAGAACCCUCUGCUAAGGCGCUGAAGAGACAGAAAAAUAGCAAAAGACCGAGGGAUAAGAUGCUACGGGACAAAAGGAUUCAGAAGACCGUCCUCAAAAUACGCAAGGAGGGAGCCUUCGUGGGCUAUACAUAUCGCCGACCCAAGGCUGUUGCAAUGGCCUUCGCUCCCGAAAGGGGCCGGCGCUACCUAUCACGAGGACAUCUGUCCGAGAUCUAUGGAUUGUAG